Molecule: messenger RNA, 324 nt
Organism: Suillus clintonianus
Lineage: Eukaryota; Fungi; Basidiomycota; Agaricomycetes; Boletales; Suillaceae
Exons: 2
Coding region: 1-324 (107 amino acids)
Source: RefSeq, a predicted model, not a curated record
AUGGAGCCCACCACAGACGCUGCCGAGUUGGAACGGGUUAAAGCUACUCCAAUCACCGUGGAGCCCAUCACAGAAGCUGCCGAGUCAGAACCGGCCGAAGAACCUGCGCCGGCGGCAGAAGCAUUGGCCACUGCUACACCAGUCGAGACAUCAGGUGCAGAGGCGGAGGAACCUGCUGCAGAUGUUAAUGUGGGUAUCACAGCAGAAGUGGAGGAUAAUGAGGAGCCGCAGGAUUUCACGAUCGUCGGCGACGUCUUUCUCCAGAACACGUAUUCGGUAUUUGAUUACGGAAAUACGAGGGUAGGAUUUGCAGAACUUGUUUGA